Messenger RNA from Malaya genurostris, 792 nucleotides. RefSeq lists its product as uncharacterized. The record is from RefSeq and is a predicted model, not a curated record. The transcript has 3 exons. NCBI's taxonomy places the organism in Eukaryota, Metazoa, Arthropoda, Insecta, Diptera, Culicidae.
AUGCGCCAUUCUACGGUUGCUACAGCAGAAGCAGAACGCGAAAAUUCAUCGUCGUCGCUAACAAGCGCUGAUAUUAUGAAUCGUAAAAGCGCCAAAAGGAAGAACAAAUCAACCAGUCAACCAGUCAACCAGUCAACCAGUCAACCAGUCAACCAGUCAACCAGUCAACCAGUCAACCAGUCAACCAGUCAACCAGUCAACCAGUCAACCAGUCAACCAGUCAACCAGUCAACCAGUCAACCAGUCAACCAGUCAACCAGUCAACCAGUCAACCAGUCAACCAGUCAACCAGUCAACCAGUCAACCAGUCAACCAGUCAACCAGUCAACCAGUCAACCAGUCAACCAGUCAACCAGUCAACCAGUCAACCAGUCAACCAGUCAACCAGUCAACCAGUCAACCAGUCAACCAGUCAACCAGUCAACCAGUCAACCAGUCAACCAGUCAACCAGUCAACCAGUCAACCAGUCAACCAGUCAACCAGUCAACCAGUCAACCAGUCAACCAGUCAACCAGUCAACCAGUCAACCAGUCAACCAGUCAACCAGUCAACCAGUCAACCAGUCAACCAGUCAACCAGUCAACCAGUCAACCAGUCAACCAGUCAACCAGUCAACCAGUCAACCAGUCAACCAGUCAACCAGUCAACAAGUAAACAAGUAAACAAGUAAACAAGUAAACAAGUAAACAAGUAAACAAGUAAACAAGUAAACAAGUAAACAAGUAAACAAGUAAACAAGUAAACAAGUAAACAAGUAAACAAGUAAACAAGAUAGCAGCAUCCAUGGUUGA